Pipistrellus kuhlii (Kuhl's pipistrelle) is the source of this 741-nucleotide messenger RNA. RefSeq names its product SPTY2D1 opposite strand (gene MISFA). The transcript has 3 exons. NCBI's taxonomy places the organism in Eukaryota, Metazoa, Chordata, Mammalia, Chiroptera, Vespertilionidae. The record is from RefSeq and is a predicted model, not a curated record.
AGAAUGAUGAAGUGGGCCUUGUUUUGUCCCAUUUUUGUCAUGGUCUGAAUGACCCAACUGAUGUUGGUUUUCUGUGAGAUUGUUACACCUACAGGAGAAUCACAACUCUGAUGUGUGUGCCAAAUAAGCUAACGACACUGAGACAGAGCUGGGUCAGACGAGUUUCAAUGUCAGGGGCUGCUUUUCUAUUUGUUAGGCUUUUACUCUGAAAGAGGAAUCCUCAAGAGGGUUUUGAACAGAGGAAUGAUCUGACCUGACUUGUAGUGAGUAUGAGUCAUGUGACCAAUGAUGUCACAAUGCCCUACUAGACUUCAACCUCUCUACUAGGGAGUUCUGGAUCCCUUGGAGCCAAGGAUUGGAACUGACAUGUGAGACCUCUUCCAACUGAGGGUUUCUUGAGCAUACUCCUUUGCCAAGAUCUUGGUGAAAAGUCUUUCACUGUGCAAUUGUGUCUUAGAAAUUGUUUUAUCAUGAUCGUGCUCGGCUGGAUGCUUUUUGUUGGCUUUGCAUGUUACAUGGGCACAUUUCCGGAGUUUAUGACUCCAACUCUGAGGUGGAAAGAGAGGUGGCCUGUUCAGGAGAGCAAAGCCCGAAGGAGCAGCCAGGAUUUGGAUGAAGAUCUACAACUACCCCACUGGAAAUAACCAACGAUGACCCGGGUGAACCAAUGCAGCUCUGAAGCUCUCCUGACCCACUGGCUGUACAGUUCCUGUUGGUUUCACAUAAAGUAAUUGCACAUUA